Tympanuchus pallidicinctus (lesser prairie-chicken) is the source of this 3477-nucleotide messenger RNA. It is a transcript of the gene CEP57L1, whose product is annotated as centrosomal protein 57 like 1. The record is from RefSeq and is a predicted model, not a curated record. Lineage: Eukaryota; Metazoa; Chordata; Aves; Galliformes; Phasianidae. Gene Ontology annotation, molecular function: microtubule binding; gamma-tubulin binding; identical protein binding. Gene Ontology annotation, cellular component: centrosome. The transcript has 11 exons. The coding region runs from base 1869 to 3251 and encodes 460 amino acids.
GCCAUUAUAGGUACUUUGUGAAAAAUCAUGCUGGUACCCCACACCAUGCCAAGCUGGUUUUACCUGUGGCCACCAGGUGGGACCUCUUGCCUAUGAGGGCAGCAUGCCCCCAUGAGUCAGCCACCAAGCCCCAAGAGCCAGCUGCAUGGUCUUGCUGCGGGCAGCCAGCACAAGACAGUUGUGAGCCACCCAGGGAACUUUCUGGAAAAGGCCAGUGGUACAUGGGUCACUGGUAGGGUGGAUAAGGGGGGCUGUGCUGGUGCUGGGUGGACCACCCUGAAAUGCAGGAUCUGCCUCAGGGGUGCUAACAUGCAAAAGCAGCAGAGUCUGGGAGGCAUGAAGUCAAGCAAGCCCUGGCAAAGAGAUGCUGAUAUUAAUGCAUCUGUGAUGACAGCCUGGGGAAGAAGGAAAGUGUUUCCAUGUACCUCUUGCACGUCUUGAAGAGGUGGUGUAGAUGGAUGUGAUUUUUUUUUCUAUUUUGUAUGUAUUCUGAAGCAGUACUGAAAGAGCUGUUAGUGGAAAACUGUUUCUUCACUGAAAACUUUCUUCCCUAUCCAGUAGGAAUGAAUUUGCCUAGGGUGUGCUUUGUCAUAUCUUAUGGUCAUAUCUGUCAUAUGGUUUUUGUUAGGAUUUCUGCUGUUAAUAAAUACCUUCUUUUUGUCACUUUUGGGAAAUCAGCACCUAUGAAUAUCUGUGCACGAGGAGCAAGCUCUCUCUUUGGAGCUCUCACAAAGAAGCACGUCAUGGGGGGGCCGAUAGCACCACUGUUGCUCUGUCAGAAGAAUUUGCUAUGUUUUAAACUUGAGCAGUACCAUAGUUUUAUCACUGAACCUUCACAUAAGCUGCUCUUCCAGCAACUGAAGCUGUACACAACCUUCAUUUUUUAAAAAUUUUAGAUUUAUCAAAUGAGGUGCUUGGUUUGGUGCCUAAUUUGGUAGGUAGCCAUGAUGUGCUUAAAAGGUGCUGUAACUUCCUUCUCUUGGCAUUGUGUUUACACUUCCAACUACUUGCAAGACCUGGUAAGAGCUUUCAGAAGUGAAUGACUCCUUCUACUUGAAAUGUGUGAAUUGGUAGGACCUUUAAUAAAGGGCAAUGAAGUUUGUACUUCAGUGAAAGCAUUUGUGCAACAUUGGAAUUGGUCUCUGCUGUUCCUAAGUAGAAUUAGUAGAUGAGUAGAAGAGCAAAGAGUACAAAAGAAAAGCUAAUUUUUAAAGUACCAGUAAGUCCAAACAUACUAAAGAUAUCUUUAAAACUAGUUUGUUUUCCACCAUUUCUCCUAACAUGACCUAUGGCCUUUCUUUGUAUGACCUAUAGCCCAUGCUUGGUUGUCAUAGCAUUCCCAAUGUAAACAACAAAAUGAGGCUUGAAUGACUUGUCAUAGAAUAUAGAUGGACUGAUCUCAAAGGGUCUGCUUUCCUAGAGCUUAUACUAUACCAAGGCACUUUGUGCAAGUUUCCUUGGUCAUGUCUUGAGUAUCAAGGAAAGCCACUGUUCGACUAAGCAUGAAGAGGCUUCAAAUGUGCUUCUGAUAAAAUAAAGAAUGUGAAAGGGUAGAGAGGAAAGAGAAUUAAUACGUAAGUUUAAUAAUGGUGAGAAUGCUCAUAGCAAUCAUGAGGUUACAUGUUAACUAUCCUUUUGUUAUUUCAACACUAUGUCAAAAGCCAUGUCUUUAUUACAUAAUAAAGCCGUAUGUUAAACAAAAACAACGAACUCUGACACUAUUACAAUGUACCGGAACAAUAAGGAGCCUGUACAAACAGACUGUAAAACUUGCAAUGCUUGCUCUGCAGAGACCACUGAGAGGCAUAUGCUAACUUCUGUAAAAUAGAUGCUACAAAAAUGUUUUAAUCUUUGGCUUUUAGAAGGCUAUGGAUUCUGAAUCAAAGGACAGCUUAAUAGGAAGCUUUCUUCAGCCUCCAGCUAAAAUGAUUCCUGCACCCUUUGUUUGUGGAGAACCAAAGAAGUUGGCAGUUGCUGGUGACGGUGGGCCUUCUAUCUGCUAUAACCAAGCCCUGAGAACUCUACAAGAAAAGAUCCACUAUCUAGAGCUGAAGAGGUCACAUGCUGAGGAGAAUCUGUGCAGCCUUUCUGUAGCAGCUGCUCAGUAUAAGAAGGCCUUAGACCAUGAGUCCUUCAAAAAUGACACAGCACAUCACAAGCUGAUGCAACAGAGGAAAGAUGUAAGUGUGCAGUUAAAUGCAGCACAAUCCCGCUGCUCCCUGCUGGAGAAACAGCUGGAUUACAUGAGGAAAAUGGUUGAGAGUGCAGUACUGGAAAACAAAAUGAUUUUAGAACAACAGAAAGAGAAAAAUCAGAACCAGAUGGAACUGCAUGCAAAACUUGAGAAACUUGAAGUGCUAGAAAAAGAAUGUCUUAAACUUACUGCUACUCAGAGAGUUGUAGAGGACAAAAUCAAACAUUUAGAAGAAAAGCUUUGUAAAGAAGAGCGUCAGUACAAGCUAAUACAAGACAAAGCUGCUCAGCUUCAGACAGAAUUUGAGAUAAACCGAAUUUUGAUGCCUUUGGAUUCAUCUGAAAGUGAACUUAAAAAGAGAAGCAAGAAAAAAAAAAGCCCUAAGAAGAAAAAUCCUAUGAUGAAGGAAAUUCAUCUCCCACAAUUUCAUGUACAGGCAGGUGUGCUACCUUUUGUGGUUGGGAAGUCUGUCAGCUCCAGCCAUUCUCUUAGUGCAAAUGUGCAAAAUGUGUUGCAUAUUAUGAAGCAUCGCAAUCCACGUAUCACAUCACAAAGACAAAUCCAAAAUAGAUCUGGAAUUUCAGGACAAACAACUCUUUCAAAAUCUGUAUCCUCAUCAUCUGCUGUCACCAGAAGACUUUCUGACUUUAUGUUGGGAAUACAAGAUGAGCUGAGCCAAAUGAGCUUUGAACAUCAAGUACUUCUGAAGGAGAUCCAGGAGACUCAGGACUCCAAAAUUCGUGAAGAUCUACAACAGAGGCUGAAUAACCUUGUAAAACAAAUGAACAGUAAAGGAGAACAAAUAUCCAAGUUGAAAAAACAUGAGAAAAGCGUGCAGAAAUUAAAGCGAAAGACUCAGAAAUUGAAGAAAGAGGCAGCUCAUGUCAGACCAAAAUGUGAUAACCAAAAGGAGGCAAAGGAGAUUGCAGGCACUGUAAGGGAAAGUAUGUCCAAAUCUCAUGCUGGGCAGAAAAGCAGAAGCUCCCUUCAGCUGCUAAAAAGUGUACAGAAGCUUCAGUCAACACUGAAAAAAGAUGACAUUGUGUGGGAACAAUAAUUCUAAAAAUAAAGUUUUUGAAGCUGUCUGACAGCUAGUAAAUACUGAAUUUCACAGAGUAGCUUUUAAAAAUAAAAUAAAUAUAGCAUUUCUCAUUCUGAACUGUCUAAUAACUGGUAGGUCAGUUUGUUCACCUCUAUUAACUUUCAUGUAGCAUAGCUAUAAUUCCAGUACACUGAAUUGUAAUGAAAUGUUUCAACAGAUUAAUUAAAUGCUUACUAAUUAA